Molecule: messenger RNA, 342 nt
Organism: Miscanthus lutarioriparius
Lineage: Eukaryota; Viridiplantae; Streptophyta; Magnoliopsida; Poales; Poaceae
Source: the annotation of a GenBank genome assembly
AUGCGGCUCUCGGCUCUGCUGCUGUAUGAUGAGUGGUGGAGGUGGUGGUGCUUGGGUUUUGGUUUUGGUUUGAAGGGGGAAGAGGGAGAGAGGUGGGGGAAUGGAGGUGCCGGUGCGGGUGCUUUUUGUUACGAGGGCGCUGCUGCCGCCACCGGUAGGUGUGCUCAAAAGCGGGGGCGAGCGAUGGCGCAGGGUCCAGCGAGGGAGGAGAUGGGAAGAAAGUGGUGCGGGGUGGCCGGUGGGGAAAAGUUGGGAACGCAGCUCUGCACUCUGCAGCUCUCCUCCGUCAUCUCAGAGAGAGAAACAGAUGCAAUCAUGUGGGAUGGCACUCUACCGGGGUAG